CCGUGUUCGUUGUGUGAACAACUAACAAGUGCAUCGGACGAUUCAUUGUGUAGUUCUAACCUAUUUUUAAUGUUUUGGUGCUACCGUAGUGAUUAUAAGAUUUAAAUAAUUGGACAGAAACAAGUGACGUACAAAAUGAGUUUUCUAUUCGGCAGUCGUUCGAACAAGACGUUCAAGCCGAAGAAGAACAUCCCCGAAGGCACCCACCAAUAUGAUCUGAUGCGGCACGCGGCGGCGACGCUCGGCUCCGGCAACCUGCGCCUCGCCGUCAUGCUGCCGGAGGGCGAAGACCUCAACGAAUGGGUUGCCGUCAACACGGUGGACUUCUUCAACCAGAUCAACAUGCUUUACGGCACAAUCACGGAGUUCUGCACGGAGGAGUCGUGCGCGGUGAUGUCGGCGGGGCCCAAGUACGAGUACCACUGGGCGGACGGGCACACCGUUAAGAAGCCCAUCAAGUGCUCCGCGCCCAAGUACAUCGACUACCUGAUGACGUGGGCGCAGGAUCAGCUCGACGACGAAACACUCUUCCCGUCCAAAAUUGGAGUGCCGUUCCCUAAGAACUUCCUGUCGAUGGCCAAGACGAUCUUGAAGCGGCUGUUCCGCGUGUACGCGCACAUCUACCACCAGCACUUCCCGGAGGUGGUGCAGCUCGGCGAGGAGGCGCACCUCAACACCUCCUUCAAACACUUCAUAUUCUUCGUGCAGGAAUUCAACUUGAUCGAGCGGCGAGAGCUAGCGCCAUUGCAGGAACUCAUUGAGAAGCUGACAGCGAAGGAGGCGCGAUGAACCAGGACCAAUCACCUAUCUCCCCUUACUGCCCCCAUCCCCUACUCCCGUCCUAUCCCAUCCCUCCUCUUGUAAUGCCGUCACCAUGAUUUCUGAUCUAUAGUCAGGCGACGGCACCGCUCGGCCCGCUUCUUCCAAGACUGACACAGCGCGGGACCGAGACAUUUUCUCAAGCUUCAAACCGGCUUCUUGUGAUUACACAAAGAAUAUCAUUAUCUGUAAUACUUUCUAAACAAAACUCCAAUUUUUUAUAAGUUUAAAAAUGUGAAAAUGGACGCUCGCGGACGACUGGAUGAAUCCGACAUUGAUGUAUUCUUAUUUUUUUACUAAAGUAUCAACACAGUAGUGUUAUGUGACGCAUGUGAUAGACGGGUCGCGCCGCCGCGUCGCCGCCACCGCGCCUCGGACCGGGUGUGUGGGCGCUUUGGAAGUGUGCAGUGAUCUCUGUUGCGAUACAAACAUACAGGGAAAGGAGUAGUGUGAUGCAUCGGCGCGAGUCGCGGCGACGGCGGCGGCGGUCCCAGCGGAGAUUGCCUUCUGUACUAUAAUAAUGUUAAUAGAAGCGAUUUAUCUUUUUAAAAUGAUUUAGAUUUGAUACAAAGCUAUUGAGCUAGGGACGUAAUAUCGAUGACAUUAAGAUUAAUAUAAUAAUAUAAAUACAACAUUUUGUACCGAUGGGACAUGUAAUAUUGUAGUAUAAUGAUGUCACUGGUGAGUGUGUCGACACGUGACCUGCCUUCUCUGUGCCCGACCGCACAACAGGAAAACUAAUAAGGUUAUUGUGUACGGUACGUGGUGGCGCCGACGCCCGAGACGGGGCUGAGGGCAGGCCGCGCGGCGACUUCGCCUCACGAGGACACGCUUAGUGCUGAUCGCGGUUAAGUUCUUAUUUAUUUACAAUGAUUUAUUCCUAUAAUAAUUAUUUAUUAGAUGAAAUGUUUAAGUUUAUUUUGUUCAGCGAUGAGCGACGCAAUAAUCUCUGUAGACUUUACGUUAUGUAAUUAAGUUUUUGUAGAUAUUUUGUGCAUUUAACAUGUUUCAUUUUGUAUCGAAUCAUAUCGAUCUACGAGUGUAUUGCGACUGACGUGAUUAUUAUUAAUUUUUUUUUUGUUAAUUUAGCUAAUAUUUUAAUGAAUAAAAUGAACAUGAAAAAGAA
Messenger RNA from Manduca sexta (tobacco hornworm), 1945 nucleotides. RefSeq names its product MOB kinase activator-like 1 (gene mats). Bases 136 to 789 code for a protein of 217 amino acids. Lineage: Eukaryota; Metazoa; Arthropoda; Insecta; Lepidoptera; Sphingidae. The transcript has 5 exons. The record is from RefSeq and is a predicted model, not a curated record. Gene Ontology annotation, cellular component: cytoplasm; nucleus. Gene Ontology annotation, molecular function: protein kinase activator activity. Gene Ontology annotation, biological process: hippo signaling; positive regulation of protein phosphorylation.